This is a messenger RNA of Saccostrea echinata, 2126 nucleotides long. Its product is annotated as sodium/potassium/calcium exchanger 4-like. Gene Ontology annotation, biological process: calcium ion transmembrane transport; intracellular calcium ion homeostasis. Lineage: Eukaryota; Metazoa; Mollusca; Bivalvia; Ostreida; Ostreidae. The transcript has 18 exons. The record is from RefSeq and is a predicted model, not a curated record. Gene Ontology annotation, molecular function: calcium, potassium:sodium antiporter activity; calcium channel activity. Bases 291 to 2066 code for a protein of 591 amino acids. Gene Ontology annotation, cellular component: membrane.
CCAUUUUACUUCGCUUUAGAAGCUCAAAUGUUUAACCACCUCGCCACAGGCUUAAAGCCGUGACCGAGAGACGGUAUCUGGGUGGAAUGAACUUGGAACUGUUGUCCAUUUUAUGAAUUUAUCUGCCGCCGAGUCGUAUCGAUCUGGGAUUUUCAAUCAUUACUCAGCAUAGUUACACAUUGGUAGCUUAUGUGGUGUCGGAUACACGGCGCUGUGGUCACACAGGAAUCCCAAGUCCAUUGGCAGAUUAACAAGAGACUUCAGUCAACCAAAAGCCGGUCAGCAAGAACAUGGCCGACAGGACCAAUCAGACGACAUCCUCGUCCUUAAGUGUCGAUACAUCACCUUCUAAUGAGUCCUUAACAUCCGUCAUGUGGACCACAACGCUUCACUUGUUGACAUCUUCUGCUUCUAACUUUACCAAUUCGUCUGCUCGUGACGUCAUCCCAAAUAUUACAAUUCUGACGAGGCCUUUUUGUACUGAGCCUGCCUACCUUGAAUUCCCACCAGACGCAUUCACCAAUGAGCAGAGAGCACAUGGCGGCUUCAUUUUACAUUUCAUCAUGGUCAUCUAUAUGUUUAUUGCUUUGGCUAUUGUGUGCGAUGACUACUUUGUGACUUCACUUGAUAAAAUUAGUGCGAAACUUGGUUUGAGUGAAGAUGUUGCUGGCGCUACUUUUAUGGCGGCCGGCAGUUCAGCUCCAGAAUUAUGUACUGCUAUCAUAGGAGUGUUUAUUACAAAAGGAGAUGUGGGAGUGGGAACCAUUGUUGGAUCGGCUGUAUUUAACAUCCUUUGUGUCAUUGGUCUGUGUGGGAUAUUAGCUGGCGAGGUGGUGACACUUUCGUGGUGGUCUUUUACCCGGGACGCUGUGUACUACUCCUUCUCUGUCCUUGUUUUGAUCUUGGUCGUACAAGAUGGGAAGGUGACAUGGUACGAAUCUCUCUUGAUGUUAAUCUUCUACGGAGGGUAUAUUCUUGUUAUGAGAUUCGACGUCCCCAUUCAAUCAUGGGUGUGCAAGAAGAUAGACAGGAUCCUAACUUCUAAUAUCCUCCCAGUCAACGGCGUCAAGACAUUCAGCAAAGACUACGAGGUGUUUGAGGAUGAUGAUGACGUUUUCAUUUCAAUGGACCACAAACCUCCAAAAAUUUCUGAACCUGAUAUGCCAGCCGACGAAUAUGCUAGAUCAACAAAAAUAAAACCAAAGUUCUGUGAUUUCAUCUUUCGAUUGAUGAUGAUGAAACGUUUUCGUCCCAAGACAAGAUUCCGAUCGGCAGCCUUUCUGAUCAUAUCAUACAGGCGUGGCAUGCUUAUGGAUACACAUUUGCAGAAACGCCAACAGUUCCGCAAGAUGGCGCAGAAGUCUAGCGUCCUGUCAUAUACCAGAUCUAUUCGAGGUUGGUUUAAUAUGACAAUGGAAGGAGAAAACCUUGAUGGCUGGAAAACUGUACCAAAGAUAGACGAAGGUGUUCUCAAGCUUAUAGGCUGGGGGUCUCUGUAUCCGAUAAGGUUCAUUUUGUAUUACACCGUGCCAGACUGUAGAAAGGAGAGGUGGGAGAACUGGUUUAUGGCUACGUUUGUGUGCUCUGUGUUGUGGAUUGUUAUAUUUUCUUACAUUAUGGUGUGGAUGGUGACGUUAAUCGGUUACACGUUAGACAUUCCGGACAGCGUGAUGGGUAUAACGUUCCUAGCGGCCGGAACCAGUAUACCGGACGCCAUGGCUAGCGUCUUUGUCGCUAGACAAGGAAUGGGUGACAUGGCUGUUUCCAAUUCUUUAGGAAGUAAUGUUUUUGACAUUCUCUUAGGAUUAUCGUUACCAUGGUUUCUUAAAACUGGCAUUGCUUAUGCUGGAACAACAGUGCACAUCAAUAGCAAUGGAAUGGUUUUCUCUAUACUUCUUUUAUUUCUUACAGUAGUUAUUCUAGUUGUUGCAUUAAAGUACACUCGCUGGCGACUGAACAGGAGGGUGGGGGCUCUUUGUCUCUUGGUUUACGCUGUAUACAUCCUAUUUUCUGUCAUGAUUGAGUGCAAUGUGUUUGGGUUUGUCAACCCUCCUAUGUGUGAUUAAUAAAGUGUCAUAUACUAGUGUAACAAGAAAUAAACUAAAAUAAAAUCACGUUUGAAUUAA